AUGCAGCACUACGGCGUGAACGGGUAUUCCCUCCACGCCAUGAACUCACUGAGCGCCAUGUACAACCUCCAUCAGCAGGCGGCUCAACAGGCCCAGCACGCCCCCGACUACCGUCCGUCUGUCCACGCGCUCACACUCGCUGAGAGGCUGGCCGGCUGUGCAUUUCAAGACAUUAUACUCGAGGCUCGUUACGGCUCUCAGCAUCGUAAGCAGCGGCGGAGUCGCACGGCCUUCACCGCACAGCAGCUCGAGGCUCUGGAGAAAACGUUUCAGAAGACGCACUACCCGGACGUGGUGAUGCGUGAACGGCUGGCCAUGUGCACCAACCUGCCCGAGGCACGAGUCCAGGUGUGGUUCAAGAACCGGCGGGCUAAGUUUCGUAAGAAGCAGCGCAGCCUGCAGAAGGAGCAGCUCCAGAAGCAGAAGGAUGCCUCGCCUGAAGGAACAUUAGGAGCAAGCGAUAAGAUUGACCCUCCUUCCACCGUAAACCUGGAGAACCCGCUUCCCCCUUCGUCCACGUCCUCGUCGUCCUCCAUUGAGGCUGAAGGGCCGUCGGAGCUGAGCGUGGAGCUAAACGUCACGUCGGCGGAGCAGUCAGGGAGCGAGUCGGCCACGGAGGACAACACGACCGACAGGGAAGAAGAGUUAAAGCUUCACCAGGAUGACAUGAAGGUGGACAAGUCUGGGAGUCUGUCUCCUCCCUGUAAACGCCUCAGCCCCAAACCGGAGUCUCCCCUUGGCUCACCGGCGAUCACAUCUGGGGCUAACGGCGUGACCGGAGCCCUUUCUCAGAGCCACUCGUACUCGUCGUCACCGCUGAGCCUCUUCCGUCUCCAGGAGCAGUUCCGUCAGCACAUGGCCGCCACUAACAGCUUGGUGCACUACCCAUCGUUCGACAUGGCCGCGCCGUCCUCCUUGCCCUACCUGGGCAUGAACAUGAGCGUCCCGGCACCGCUGGGUUCGCUGCCCUGCCAGUCGUAUUACCAGUCCCUGUCCCAGCAUGCACAGCAGGUGUGGAGCGGCCCUCUGCUGCAGGCCUCCGCCGCACUGCCUGGCCACAACAGCAAGACAAGCAGCAUCGAGAACCUGCGGCUCCGCGCCAAGCAACACGCUGCCUCGCUCGGCCUCGACACCAUGCCCAACUGA
This is a messenger RNA of Neoarius graeffei (lesser salmon catfish), 1146 nucleotides long. RefSeq names its product diencephalon/mesencephalon homeobox 1a (gene dmbx1a). The transcript is spliced from 4 exons. The record is from RefSeq and is a predicted model, not a curated record. Lineage: Eukaryota; Metazoa; Chordata; Actinopteri; Siluriformes; Ariidae. Gene Ontology annotation, molecular function: RNA polymerase II transcription regulatory region sequence-specific DNA binding; DNA-binding transcription factor activity, RNA polymerase II-specific. The coding region runs from base 1 to 1146 and encodes 381 amino acids. Gene Ontology annotation, biological process: regulation of transcription by RNA polymerase II.